Molecule: messenger RNA, 6218 nt
Organism: Dryobates pubescens (Downy woodpecker)
Lineage: Eukaryota; Metazoa; Chordata; Aves; Piciformes; Picidae
Gene: MADD
Product: MAP kinase activating death domain
Exons: 36
Coding region: 219-5261 (1680 amino acids)
Biological process (GO): regulation of Rab protein signal transduction; regulation of apoptotic process
Cellular component (GO): cytosol
Molecular function (GO): guanyl-nucleotide exchange factor activity
Source: RefSeq, a predicted model, not a curated record
GCAGUGGCGCGUUCCGCUCCUGGCGCUCGAUGCGGAACUGGCGGGGCGGCGCAGAGCGGCCAGGGAACGACGGCGGCGGUGAGGCAGGUUGGACUUGCCAGACACUUCCAAGCAGAUUCUGUUCUCCAAGGCAGUUGGUCACGGCUGCCUGGAUAACUGACUACUGAACUGAUGAACAGAAAUUCACUGAGAUGACAUAGGGAGGGGCAUCAAGGACAAUGGUGCAGAAAAAGAAAAUCUGCCCUCGAUUACUUGACUAUCUUGUGAUCAUUGGAGCCAGGCAGCCAAGUAGUGACAGUGUUGCUCAGACUCCUGAACUGCUGCGACGUUACCCUCUAGAAGACCAUGUGGACUUCCCUCUGCCGCCCGAUGUUGUGUUCUUCUGCCAACCAGAAGGAUGCCUGAGCGUGCGGCAAAAACGCAUGAGCUUCCGUGACGACACUUCCUUCGUCUUCACGCUCACCGACAAGGAUACCGGCGUGAUUCGCUAUGGAAUCUGUGUCAACUUCUACCGCUCCUUCCAGAAGCGAGUACCCAAGGAGAAGGCUGAAGGCACGGGGAGUCAUCGAGCUCGGGAGGGACAGAAAGUCCCCAAGUCUGGGGAUGCAUCUGUACCCCAAGAGGAAGCGGGCACCGAGAGUUCGGAGAGCGGUUCUUCACUGCAGGCUCCCAGUACGGAGUCUGCGCCAGACGCGAGUCGGUCACCGUGCAGCAAGCGCCUGGCCAAAGGCAGCCACCGCUCUCGGAACAGCACUCUGACUUCUCUCUGCAUCCUUAGUCAUUAUCCCUUCUUUUCCACCUUUCGUGAAUGUCUGUACACCCUCAAGAGACUGGUGGACUGCUGUAGUGAGAGGUUGUUGGGCAAGAAGUUGGGGAUUCCCCGUGGGGUGCAGAGGGAUACAAUGUGGCGGAUUUUCACAGGCUCCCUCCUGGUGGAAGAGAAGUCUAGUGCAUUGCUACAUGACUUGCGGGAGAUUGAGGCCUGGAUAUACAGGCUGCUCCGUUCACCCAUGCCUGUUGCUGGUCAGAAGCGGGUGGAUGUCGAAGUCUUGCCACAUGAGCUGCAGCCAGCUUUGACCUUUGCUCUUCCUGAUCCGUCCCGCUUCAACUUGGUGGAUUUUCCAUUACAUCUGCCUUUGGAGUUGUUGGGAGUGGAUGCCUGCCUGCAGGUGCUGACCUGCAUCCUUCUGGAGCACAAGGUUGUAUUACAGUCCCGAGAUUAUAAUGCACUCUCAAUGUCUGUGAUGGCCUUUGUGGCUAUGAUCUACCCUUUAGAGUACAUGUUCCCAGUGAUCCCUCUGCUUCCUACCUGCAUGGCCUCUGCAGAACAGUUGCUUCUAGCCCCUACACCUUACAUCAUUGGUGUUCCAGCAAGUUUCUUUCUUUACAAACUGGAUUUUAAGAUGCCUGAUGAUGUGUGGCUUAUUGACCUGGAUACCAACAGGGUGAUUGUUCCCACAAAUGCAGAAUCCUUGCCAGCGCUGCCAGAACCAGAAGCUUCAGAGCUGAAAAAGCAUCUGAAACAGGCACUGGCCAGUAUGAGUCUGAAUACUCAGCCCAUUCUUAAUCUAGAGAAGUUCCAUGAGGGGCAGGAGGUGCCGCUGCUGCUGGGAAGACCACAGCAUGAUUUGCAGUCUACUCCUUCUACAGAAUUCAACCCUCUGAUCUAUGGAAAUGAUGUAGACUCUGUGGAUGUGGCCACCAGGGUUGCUAUGGUGAGAUUCUUCAACUCACCGAAUGUUUUGCAGGGUUUCCAGAUGCACACUCGCACUCUUCGUCUCUUCCCACGACCGGUGGUGGCAUUCCAGGCAAAUUCUUUUCUUGCCUCUAGGCCGAAGCAAACACCUUUUGCAGAUAAGCUUUCCAGGACUCAGGCUGUGGAAUAUUUUGGAGAAUGGUCACUCAACCCUACUAACUAUGCCUUCCAAAGAAUUCAUAACAACACGUUUGACCCAGCACUGAUUGGUGACAAACCAAAGUGGUAUGCUCACCAGCUGCAGCCCAUCCACUAUCGUGUCUAUGACAGUAAUUCACAGCUGGCUGAAGCACUGAAUGUCCCAGCAGAGAAAGAAACAGAUUCUGAUCCCACUGAUGACAGUGGCAGUGACAGUGUCGACUAUGAUGAUUCAAGCUCCUCCUACUCCUCCCUUGGGGACUUUGUCAGUGAGAUGAUGAAAUGUGACAUUAAUGGCGAUACCCCAAAUGUUGACCCCCUGACUCACGCAGCUCUUGGUGAUGCUAGUGAAGUGGAAUUUGAUGAUUUUCAAGAAUAUUCAGGGGAUCUGGAUGAACAGGCCAUGGACAGUGAAAACUCCCAAGAGAACAACCAGCCUCGUUCAAGUUCCAGUACUACAGCCAGUAGCAGCCCCAGCACUGUCAUCCAUGGAGUGAAUCACUUGUAUGUAACGCAAAUCAGCGAGCAGACCAAUGAUUUGACUGGUCCACAGGAGUCAGCAGAUUCAGCAGAAACAGAAGAGAAGUUGGUUGCUGGAUUUUCAAACCAUCUCCCUUCCUUACCGCUGCAACCGAGCUUUCCCAGGAUAAGCUUGGAUCGUCGUGAGAGUGACAGUGCAGCUGACAGCAUGAGCUCCUCAGAAGGGGUGGUGAGGAAGCAAGAGUAUGACAAUCCAUACUUCGAGCCACAGUAUGGUUUUCCUGCAGAGGAUGAAGAUGAUGAGCAGGAAGAAAGCUACACCCCAAGAUUUAAUCAGAAUCUCGGUGGAAGCAGGUCUCAGAAGUUACUCCGACCAAACAGUUUAAAACUGGCCAACGAUUCUGAUGCAGAUUCAGAUUCCAGGGCCAGCUCUCCAAACUCUACUGUCUCCAACAACAGCAGUGAAGGUUUUGGGGGCAUCAUGUCUUUUGCAAGCAGCCUGUACAGAAACCACAGCACAAGUUUCAGUCUGUCCAACUUAGCCCUACCAACCAAAGUUGGAAGAGACAAGAAUACUCCCUUUCCCAGUCUGAAAGUAUUUGGGUUAAAUACUAUAAUGGAGAUUAUUACUGAAGCUGGCCCAGUAAGCAAUGAAGGAAACAGACGAGCCCUUGUGGAUCAGAAGUCUUCAGUCAUUAAGCACAGCCCAACGGUGAAGAGAGAAUCUCCAUCGCCUCAGGGACGAACCAGCAAUUCCAGUGAGAACCAGCAGUUCCUGAAGGAGGUGGUACACAAUGUUCUAGAUGGACAGGGUGUUGGCUGGCUAAACAUGAAGAGAGUCCGACGUCUGCUGGAGAGUGAGCAGCUCCGGGUCUUUGUACUGAGCAAGCUGAAUCGCACGGUCCAGUCAGAAGAAGAUGCUCGACAGGAUGUCAUACAGGAUGUGGAAGUCAGCCGCAAGGUUUAUAAAGGCAUGCUGGACCUGCUGAAGUGCACUGUGUUGAGCCUGGAGCAGUCCUAUGCAAAUGCUGGCCUGGGAGGCAUGGCCAGUGUUUUUAGUCUGCUAGAGAUAGCACAUACUCACUAUUACAAUAAAGAGCCAGAAAAAAGAAAAAGGAGUCCAACAGAUGGAUCUGUCACUCCUGUUGGAAAGGAUUCUGCAUCGUCCCCGAGAGUGGAGCCAAAACCUGCAGUGCAGCUGCCAGUACCUCAGCCAAUGCCAAAAGCACCAAGCCCUGCAGGCAAAGGGCCAAGGGAGUUUGACACAAGGAGUUUAAAGGAAGAAAAUUUUAUUGCUUCCAUUGAAUUGUGGAACAAGCACCAGGAAGUGAAAAAGCAAAAAGCUUUGGAAAAAACGAGACCAGAAGGUGUGAAACACUUUGAUUUGGGAGAAACAGAUGAAAAAAAAUCCCAAAUCAGUGCAGACAGUGGCCUUAGUUUGGCCUCAGGUUCUCAGAAGAGUGAUUUCGACUCUCUGCCCAGUGGAGCACCAGCAGUUAUGGUCCGAAGUACAAGCCAGGAUUCCGAAGUUAGCACAGUGGUUAGUAACAGUUCUGGAGAGACAUUAGGAGCAGACAGUGACUUGAGUAGCAAUGCUGGUGAUGGCCCGAGUUUGGAAAAUGGUGGCAAUUUGACAGGAUCCAGAGGCACUGUGUCAGACAGCGAAAUCGAGACAAACUCUGCUACUAACUCCAUCUUUGCAAAGUCUCACAAUCUGAAGCAGAGUGUGAAGGAUAGCAAAGGCAGUACUCCAGGAAGAGGUCCAGAGGAUGGGAACCAACGUGUCUAUCUCUAUGAAGGACUUUUGGGUAGGGAUAAAGGAUCUGUCUGGGACCAGUUAGAGGAUGCUGCAAUGGAAACCUUCUCUAUGAGCAAAGAGCGUUCAACUUUGUGGGACCAGAUGCAGUUCUGGGAAGAUGCUUUUUUGGAUGCCGUGAUGUUAGAGAGAGAAGGAAUGGGGAUGGACCAGGGACCUCAGGAAAUGAUAGACAGGUAUCUUUCCCUGGGAGAACAUGAUCGAAAGCGUUUGGAGGAUGAUGAGGAUCGCUUGUUGGCUACACUGCUGCAUAAUAUGAUUGCUUAUAUGCUUAUGAUAAAGGUGAACAAGAAUGAUAUCAGGAAAAAGGUGCGUCGUCUGAUGGGAAAAUCACAUAUUGGAUUGGUGCACAGCCAGCAAAUCAAUGAUGUUCUUGACAGACUUGCCAAUCUGAAUGGACGUGAGCUCCCCGUGAGGCCCAGCGGCAGUCGUCACAUCAAGAAGCAGACUUUUGUGGUACAUGCUGGGACAGACACAACAGGAGACAUAUUUUUCAUGGAGGUAUGUGAUGAUUGCAUUGUGCUGAGAAGCAACAUUGGAACUGUGUAUGAACGUUGGUGGUAUGAGAAACUCAUCAACAUGACUUACUGUCCCAAAACAAAAGUGCUGUGCCUUUGGAGGAGGAAUGGUCAAGAGACACAACUGAACAAGUUCUACACAAAGAAGUGUCGGGAAUUGUACUACUGUGUAAAAGACAGCAUGGAGCGAGCAGCAGCAAGACAGCAAAGCAUUAAACCAGGUCCUGAGUUGGGUGGUGAGUUUCCUGUGCAAGAUAUGAAAACCGGUGAAGGAGGUCUUCUGCAGGUCACCCUGGAAGGAAUUAACCUGAAAUUUAUGCACAGUCAGGUUUUCAUAGAGCUGAAUCACAUUAAAAAGUGCAAUACUGUGCGAGGAGUCUUUGUCCUGGAGGAAUUUGUUCCUGAAACUAAAGAAGUGGUGAGCCACAAGUACAAGACGCCAAUGGCUCAUGAGAUCUGCUACUCCGUGCUGUGUCUCUUCUCUUACGUGGCUGCCGUUCGUGGAAGGGAGGCAGAAAGCAAAAGCAAACCGCCUCGACCAGUUUCCAGUUGAAUAUAAUAUUGGGAAGUUCCUACCCUUUAGCACAUUGACAUGCAGUGCUCCCGUUUUUACUGCAGUUACUGGAGCUCACUUUACCGUCUUCUAUGAGAACUUGAUUAUUUAUGUAUGACCCUGCAAGUCUUUCCCCAUAGGAAAACCUGAGACUUCACUGCUCAGUCUCCUUCUGAAGUCAUCCUUAGUGGAGUUCUUGUAUGAGCUGUUAAUCAGUUUCGAGCAUCAGCAUCCAGCUGUGAGUGACCUACUCUGGCCAUUCCUUUGGAGUUCUGUUUUCUUAAGAUGACUGACAGCUCGGGUUUGUUUGGGAGUUUUUUGUUUGUUUCUAGUGGUACUUGGUACAGAUUAAUCACUUCACAACUGCAGGCUUCUGCUUUCAGAUUGUCUGGUUACGUGCACUGUGGAAGCAGUCUGGUCCUGCAUGUUGUUUAAAUGUAGUGGUUUUAUUGUUUUCCUCCUGUGUUGUUCCAUCCUUACCCAUCGACAUCAUGAGUUCUUGUCACAUGGUCCUUCAGACACUUUUGGGGGAGAUGAACAAACUAGGUAUCGUAGUCUUAAAAUAUCCUGUGACAGCUGAACUUUGACUGUUAAGUUGGUUCAUCUUCUCACCUGGAGAAGUCUGCUUCUCAAGUGGGAAAAGAAGUGGAGUGGGAAACUUUGAAGGCAGUGUAUAGUGAAAACUCUGACACCUGGUGGAUUGUGCGUGUUUUCAAGCGGGAGUUAGGUCAUGUUUGUCGGUGUCGCAGCAGUAGAGUUAACAGCUGCACAUAAGCAUCACCUAAAGCAAUCACAGGGAUUAGAAAAUUAGUAAGGAAAUGUAAAAAUUGGAAACAAUUGGCAGAAGCUUGCAGUUUGGGGGUUGGAACUAUGCACAAGGUAUUUCUAAAGCAAUCUGCUGAACUUGGUGAGAAGCCCAAAGGAUUCUGCUCUCUACAAAUCUUUUAAGCUAUUGCC